Messenger RNA from Trichoplax adhaerens, 1252 nucleotides. RefSeq lists its product as uncharacterized. Gene Ontology annotation, biological process: intracellular signal transduction. NCBI's taxonomy places the organism in Eukaryota, Metazoa, Placozoa, Uniplacotomia, Trichoplacea, Trichoplacidae. The record is from RefSeq and is a predicted model, not a curated record. Bases 1 to 1005 code for a protein of 334 amino acids. Gene Ontology annotation, molecular function: protein serine/threonine kinase activator activity. The transcript is spliced from 10 exons.
AUGCCGCUAUUUGGUUCCAAGCAGAAAUCGCCCUAUGAGCUUGUUCGGAUUUCUCGCGAUGCUUUGGCGACAAUCAUUAAAGAAGGUUCUGGCAAGAAAGCAGAGAAGGCUACAGAUGAAAUUGGUAAGCAAUUGGUAGCAAUGAAGAAUAUAUUAUGUGGAGUUGGAGAUCAAGAGCCACAAACAGAGCAAGUCGCUCAAUUAGCGCAAGAAAUUUAUAACUUCGACUUAUUGCUGUUUCUGGUUAAUCAUCUUCAUAGAUUGGAAUUUGAGGCGAAAAAGGAUGUCGUCCAGAUUUUUAAUAUUUUACUUAGGAGACAAAUCGGCACUCGCUCACCUACUGUUGAAUAUGUUCGCAGUAAAAAUGAAAUCCUUUUCACUUUAAUCCAAGGCUACGAAAAUUCAGAUAUUGCCCUCAAUUGUGGCAUAAUUCUAAGAGAGUGUGUCAAAUACGAUAUAUUGGCGAAAUUUAUUCUAAGUUCUGAUGCCUUCUAUCAAUUUUUUACUUAUGUCGAACUUUCUGCUUUUGAUGUUGCUUCUGAUGCAUUCUCUACGUUUAAGGAUUUAUUAACAAAGCAUAAAACGCUAUGUGCCGAAUUUAUCGAGAAAAAUUAUGACAAGCUUUUUGAACAUUACGUCAAGUUAUUAACGUCAGAAAAUUAUGUGACCAAAAGGCAAUCUUUGAAGUUAUUGGGAGAAAUCUUGCUGGAUCAUCACAAUUUUUCUUCGAUGACGAAAUACGUUGGUAAUACGGAAAAUCUUAAGCUUAUCAUGAAUUUACUCAAGGAUAAGAGUAGAAAUAUUCAAUUUGAAGCCUUCCAUGUGUUUAAGGUUUUUGUUGCGAACCCUAAUAAGGCUAAACCCAUAAUAGAUAUUUUAUUUAAGAAUAAGGAGAAACUAUUAACAUUCUUGCCUAAAUUUCAAACAGAUAGAACAGAUGACGAGCAAUUUAUGGAUGAAAAAUCCUAUCUGAUUACGGAAAUCACCAAGCUGCAAAAACCGUAGUUAAUUAUUAAUAUAAAACCUUGAUGAAAUUACAAAUGUAACUUCUUGUCUUGUAUUCUGAUAUAAUCAACUUAGCUAAAGUUUAGGAUGACAUAUAGCUAGGCUACUACUCAUUGCAAAGUUGCUGAUCUGAUAGUAAUUCUUCGUUUUGUGCUAUUAUAAUUGUAGAUAAUGUUUGAGAUAUGGCUAAUGUAUACUGUGUACGUGCUGAUUUAUUGUCAUGUUUUACAAGGGAGGAAUAUGUUUC